CCCUUCGCUUGGAGCGGAGGAAAGUAUAACCCUCAUUACACCCAAUGUUGGAGAAUUGCAUUGAGGGACUAGUUGAGCCAGUCAUAUCCAACCAAGCAAUGGGCUUCCUUGCUAGGAAAAGAAAUGGAGUAGUAGUGUCUCAGAGAAUUGUGCAUUUAGGGACUAGUUGAGGAAAUGGGAUUCCUUACUAGCAAUAGAUCAUCUCAGCCAGUGGACAAGGCUUUGUCCAGAAUCAAAACAAGCUUAAAGAAAUGUAAUCCAAGCAAUGGACCUGAUAAGAACCUGCUAUUCUUGCCCAGUAGAAAGACUUCUGCUGCUUACUUCGAGUCAGAAAUUGAAGAUAUUGAUAUUGAUAUGCAGCUAAAAAUAGCGGAAGGAAUGUAUGAUGAGAGUAAUUACAUGUGGUUAUCUUCAGACUGUGACUCUUUGCCCAGAACAAAGACUUCUGCUUUGUUCUCUGAGCCAGCAACUGAACUUAUUGAUAUUGACAUGCAGUUAAAACUCACUGAAGGAAUGUCUGAUGAGAGUAAUUGCAUGUGGUUGUCUUCAGACUGUGACUCCUUACUUAGUUCUGAUUUAUCAGGAGAUAUUUAUCAGUUGAAUAGCUGGAAUCAUUCUUUCAUAGAUGGGCUGCCUCUGAUGAAGGCCGAGAACCCUGAUUCUACUGUACAUGAUCUUCAAAUUAAUCUCAGUGGCGAACAUUUAAAGGAAGAGGGUGUUCUGAGUGACCAAUCUAUUUCUUUUCAUGGGAGUAGUGAUUUCUCUUAUGAUAGAUUUCAAAAGGGCUCAUCGAUAUAUGAGAGUUCAAGCGCAUCUCUUAGUACAAUGGAUGAUUUUGAUAGAACUGGAUCAUGGAUCACUCCAUUUGAUCUCAAUCUUGAGAGUUCUGAGUUGAUACAGCUGAAAGAUGGAGUAAAUUCUAUUUGUUCAGAUUUUUCAAGCCCUAUAAAUAGUUAUAGGAGAAAUCCUCAAUCAGAAUCUUCAUUUUCUAGUCCCAACUCAGUAACUACUAUUCAUAUGACAGAGGCAUCUAGCAGUUUGUCAAGCGAGUAUGAACAAGAUGAACCUCUCUUCUGGCCUUACAGUCAAAACCUGUAUGAGAGUUCCGAAUUGGGUAAGAGUUUCUUAUGUAUUUCUCCUCGGAAGGAAAAGAAUACGGCGAGAGACAAGGUAGUCAAUGAGCUAAAAUCAGUAGAGGGCAAGCUCAAGAAGACCGAUAGUUUAUCAGCUAACAAGAAGAGUUCCCAACUUCAAUGUGGCAGAAGGCCUGAAUUGAGUCAAAAGCCAAAAAAAUCUGCAACAUGCAAAAAUUAUAACAAUUCUCAACGCCCGCCAUUGCAUUCAAGCACAUAUUUAGCUCAAGCUUCAGCCAAGUCAUUUCCAUGCAACACCUUAACAAAAAAAAGGAUCAAAACCACCAUGAAAGAGACCACUCAGCUGAAGUCUAAGAACCAAAGAAGCAAGGUGGAAGAGUUGCCAGCGAAAUCUUUGCUAGAGUUGGAAGCCACCUUUUUUUAUGAAGUUUUCAUGGAGGAUGCGACAAUUGAAAAACUUGUUGGUCUGAAUGAGUUUGACAGCCAUGAAUGGGAAAACUUCAAAUUACGUGAGGAUUGCAUUAUCGAGGCAAUGAAGAAAGAGGAGAGGUCCCAGUUAGGCAGAGAGACAUUUUUCCUCCAAUUAUUUGGAAAAACCUUAUAACUAGUAAUUAUAAAAACUUUGCUCUAGAGCUGAUUUCUUGUACACAAGUAAUUAGAAUAGGCCAUGUUUGUUCUUUAAGGAUACCUGUUAGAAAGAGAAAAGUUCUUUGACAGAGUAGAGAGACUCGUAUCUUCAAAUGUUUUCAAUGGAGCAAGCUUAUAGGAUAGAAUAGCUAAUGAGCGUGCUGUGUUGGAUUCUGAGAUCAACCAGCCAGCU
Messenger RNA from Phalaenopsis equestris, 1914 nucleotides. RefSeq lists its product as uncharacterized. NCBI's taxonomy places the organism in Eukaryota, Viridiplantae, Streptophyta, Magnoliopsida, Asparagales, Orchidaceae. The record is from RefSeq and is a predicted model, not a curated record. The transcript has 4 exons. Bases 175 to 1698 code for a protein of 507 amino acids.